GGCUCCGCGGCAGCCUGGGGGAGCAACCCUUCCCGGGGCUGGCAGCGGCGGGCUAGGCGCAGGGAGGGGGGAGGCUGCCCCCUCCGCCCCUCCCUGCCUGCCUGCCUGCCCGCGCAGAGCGGAGGAGGGCGGCUGCCGCCCGCGGAUGCUGGGGCGCGGGCGGCGCGGGCAGGGCGGGCGGCGCGGGCAGGGGAGCUGUCCUUCAGCACCGCGGGCCGCGGAGCGCUCCUCCCGCACCGCCGCCCGGGGAGCUGUCCUGCAGCACCCGGGGGCCCGGGAGCGCUCCUCCCGCACCGCCGCCCGGAGAGCUGUCCUGCAGCACCGGGAGCCCCGGAGCGCUCCUCCCGCGCCUCCGGCCGCGGAGCUGUCCUUCAGCACCGGCGGCCACCGCCGCCUCUGGGGAGCCGUCCAGCGCCGCGCCGCCGCCGCCGCCGCCGCCUUGAUGCAGUAGCGGGGCCCGGGAGUCGCCGGGGGCCGUCGCGGGGCAGGGGGUGCCGUAGCCGGGCUCCGCGCCCCCAGCCCGGGAGGGGCGCCGCGCCUGUCCCCCUCCUCCUCCCCCCCCCUUCCCCCCAGGAGCCCCCAUCUCUCCUCGCCCACCUCCGCCGGGAGUGAGCGCCGCGGCUGUGCGGAAAAGCCAUGGGAGGCAAGACCUCGGCACCUGUUCAGCUGAAAUCAAGGGCUUACAGUAUACUGGGCAGUCUGGCUUGGUGGUAGGAGCGAGCGAAAGGAAGGAGAAGCAAGCAAGAAAAAGUGAGAGAGGAUUGGAGCGACUGCCGCUGCCGGGAAAAAAAAAAUAAAAACCCAAGGAAGAUAACUGGGAAGGAAAAGGAUUUUCAUGGCGCAGGCUGCAGAGCUAAGCAAGAAGACUGAAGGUUGCAUCUCUGCUCUUACAGUCUCUAACUGUCUAGGUCCAGAUAAUGAGAGAUUGUGUUGAGGAUGCUGCUGCUGCUCCCCUGUUCACUGUGGAAGCCAUCUCCAAAUUAGCCAUUACAUAUGGAAACUGGAGACCAGAAUUUUAGAAAAAGGGAUUAAGGCGUCUCGUUUUGGGGGGGGUUCUCUCUUUAUUUGUUUGUUUUUUCUUGGUUCUUUUCUCUCUUUUAUUUUUCUUUUUCCUUUUUCCUUUUUUUAUAUUUCAACCAGAACGUUUCCGAUUUAAAAGGCAAGCCUCUUCCCGUGUGGUCUUUCUAAUUUACACUCUUUUCCGUGGGCUUUCUUACCUCCCUUUUUUGAUAUCUAUCUCUCUAUAUAUACCCAUUAUAUUAUUAGGCGGAAUUAUUAUUCUUUUAUUUUAUUAAACACACACACCCCAAGAAUCAGAAGGCGGUUGGGUAUUUGUAUAAUGAAGAAUUAUGGGGCUCUUUGACAGAGGUGUUCAGAUGCUUUUAACCACCGUUGGUGCUUUCGCUGCCUUCAGCCUGAUGACCAUAGCUGUGGGGACCGACUACUGGCUUUACUCCAGAGGGGUUUGCAAGACUAAAACUGUCAGUGAGAACGAAACCAGCAAAAAGAACGAGGAAGUCAUGACCCAUUCUGGAUUAUGGAGAACCUGCUGCCUGGAAGGGAAUUUUAAAGGUCUGUGUAAGCAAAUCGAUCACUUCCCUGAGGAUGCAGAUUAUGAAGCCGAUACAGCAGAAUAUUUCCUCCGGGCUGUUAGAGCCUCUAGUAUUUUCCCGAUCCUGAGUGUGAUUCUGCUUUUCAUGGGUGGACUCUGCAUUGCAGCCAGCGAGUUCUACAAAACCCGACACAACAUCAUCCUUAGUGCCGGCAUCUUCUUCGUGUCUGCAGGUCUGAGUAAUAUAAUUGGCAUCAUCGUAUACAUAUCAGCCAACGCUGGAGACCCCUCCAAGAGUGACUCCAAGAAGAACAGCUACUCCUACGGCUGGUCCUUCUACUUCGGGGCCCUGUCCUUCAUUAUAGCUGAGAUGGUGGGAGUGCUGGCCGUCCACAUGUUCAUAGACCGGCACAAACAGCUGCGUGCCAACGCUCGUGCCACGGACUACCUCCAGUCCUCCGCCAUCACCCGCAUCCCCAGCUAUCGGUACCGCUAUCAGAGACGCAGCCGCUCCAGCUCCCGCUCCACCGAGCCUUCACACUCCAGGGAUGCCUCUCCUGUCGGGAUCAAAGGGUUCAACACCCUCCCAUCAACAGAGAUCUCGAUGUACACCCUGACCAGGGACCCGCUGAAGGCAACCACCACCCCCACCGCCACCUACAACUCCGACAGGGAUAACAGUUUCCUCCAGGUUCACAACUGUAUCCAGAAAGAGAACAAGGACUCUAUCCACACCAACACAGCCAACCGCCGGACCACCCCGGUAUGAAGCCGUCGCCAGGAGCUGAAAAUGGGGCAGGAGCGGGCAGGAGG
Grus americana (Whooping crane) is the source of this 2365-nucleotide messenger RNA. It is a transcript of the gene CACNG2, whose product is annotated as calcium voltage-gated channel auxiliary subunit gamma 2. The transcript has 4 exons. Gene Ontology annotation, biological process: calcium ion transmembrane transport; neurotransmitter receptor internalization; regulation of AMPA receptor activity. Gene Ontology annotation, molecular function: channel regulator activity; voltage-gated calcium channel activity. NCBI's taxonomy places the organism in Eukaryota, Metazoa, Chordata, Aves, Gruiformes, Gruidae. The record is from RefSeq and is a predicted model, not a curated record. The coding region runs from base 1350 to 2321 and encodes 323 amino acids. Gene Ontology annotation, cellular component: AMPA glutamate receptor complex; postsynaptic density membrane; voltage-gated calcium channel complex.